Plectropomus leopardus (leopard coralgrouper) is the source of this 576-nucleotide messenger RNA. NCBI's taxonomy places the organism in Eukaryota, Metazoa, Chordata, Actinopteri, Perciformes, Serranidae. The record is from RefSeq and is a predicted model, not a curated record.
ACCGUUGUUUCUUGUCAAGAACUUACAGGGUAGUGAACGUUCCCUGUAUGUUUAAAUGUUCUAGCUGUGGUUGUUCUCUUAGGUUCUCGAAGGAGGAGGUGCGUUCUCUGGUGAAGUUACAGAACCUUCAUGGUAACGACUGGAGGAAGAUCUCAGAGAAGAUGGACCGCAGCGUCUACGCUCUACAGAAACGCUUCAACCAAAUCGCUCCAGGUCGUGGUGCGUGGAGUUCAGACGAGGAGUCCAAGUUGAAGCGGGCUCUGAGGGCUCACCUGGAGACUGUGGUCCAGCAGAAUUCUGCAGGUUCUCGUCUGAGCAGAGAACAGCUCUGUAACAACCUGCCCUGGACUGAGAUCAGUCGGCAGGUCGGGACAAGAACCUGGGGCCAGUGUCGACUCAAGUGGUUCUCCCUCCUGAAGGUGAAACUGUCCUCAGGUCUUAGCAACAAAGGGUCUGAAGGACUUAAGGCUAAAAUCCACCUCAUCAACGCGCUGUACAACAUGCAAGUGGACGACUACACGGACAUCGACUGGGACAAGGUUGCUAACGCUGUCAGGUGAGUCACAGUUAUGUUUU